Molecule: messenger RNA, 4395 nt
Organism: Leptinotarsa decemlineata (Colorado potato beetle)
Lineage: Eukaryota; Metazoa; Arthropoda; Insecta; Coleoptera; Chrysomelidae
Product: neuroligin-1
Source: RefSeq, a predicted model, not a curated record
CUCCAAGCCCUACUUGAAGUCCAAAUGGAGCGAGUCCGCUUCAUGCCGCGAAUCGCUCCGUCCCUUCCGGUAGACCCGGACUCCCCGGAUCCAGCAUACGCGAUGGAGCACGCCAGCGAGAACUUCAUAGUGUGCGAAGUGCUGUUGGGUACAACUACUACAGAAAGUUACAGUGACUUCAGCGCGAACGACAUCCAGUACGGCUUCGAGGAAGACCAGCGCAACAGAGUGCUGAGGACGUACAUCCGAAACGCGUAUGUGUACCACUUGAACGAGAUUUUUUCGGCGGUGCGGAACGAGUAUACUGACUGGGAUAAACCGAUCCAGCAUCCGAUUAAUAUAAGAGACUCCACCAUGGAGGCUUUGAGUGACGGGCAUACGGUGUCGCCGUUGGUGCGGGUGGCGUAUCUACACGCGAGGAGGGGGGCCAAGACGUACUUCUUCCACUUUGGGUACCAGACGAAGGACAGCGAUUAUCCGCAGCGACUGGGCAGCGUUCGCGGAGAAGACCUCACCUACAUCUUGGGCCUCCCCCUCGUCGGCGGUCUGCCAUUCUUCCCUCAGAACUUCACUCGUCAAGACGCUGGAGUGGCAGAAGCGAUGCUCAACUUCGUCAGCAACUUCGCCAAGAGCGGCGAUCCCAACGCACCUGGAGUCGUCCACAAAGACGCACCCGAUUACGGCACUCCCCGGGAGAAGACCCGAUACAGGGGGCUCACUUGGGAGCCGUAUGAGAUCGGAACGCAGUACUAUCUGAGCAUUACUUCAAAGCCUAAAAUGAAGAGUCAUUACCGUGGUCAUAAAAUGGCAGUUUGGCUCAACCUCAUACCACAGCUCCACCAACCAGGGGAUGAAGACGUCAAUAUGAGGCACCACCAUUUCCAUGAACGUGAACCGCAUUAUUAUGCAGGAGCGGUCAGAGCAGAAUCGUUCACCAGAUUGCCGCCUCCGCUCCACCCCGCGACGAUGACGGAUUCGAGAAUGGCAGCCGGAGAUGGGACGGAGUGCGUCCCGAAUACGACUGCUGACGAUGACCUUGACCUCGACUCGGAGAUGGAUGGCCUCGACGAAGAGAGCGAGGAGCUCCUCCAACGUCUAGCCACCCGCCAUUACUACAGCUACACUGCCGCCCUUGGAGUCACCGUAGGCGUAGGCUGCCUCCUUCUAGUCCUCAACAUGCUCAUCUUCGCCGGCAUCUACUACCAACGAGAGCGCGACAAGAGGCGACAAAACCCCACCAGGUCGCACCACGCCCGCAGCAACUCCACCCCCUCCACGGAGACGAUCCCCAUGUCCCAGCGACCUUCCACGCCGGGAAGCUCAGCAAGACAGUCUCCGGUAAUGACUAAGAAGGAGAAACACGAGCUGCCGCCGUCCUACACAAUCGUCCCCAGCAGUCCUUUCCAGGACUGCCCCACGUUGCAGAGGAAGGAAAAGCCUCCGCCCCCGAUGAGGACUUCUAGUAACCUCUCUUCUGGGGGUACGGUGAAGAAGAGGGUGCAGAUCCAGGAGAUAUCGGUAUAGCACUCGGAGAGGGGUGGUACUUGCUCCAAAAGGCCUGAUGUCACCCCUGAGCCAGAGUUUGACCAGUGCGAUUUGGUGUCUGUUCAAUUAUAACGGGACAAAGUGUGUGUGAUUGUUUAUAUCGAGUAGGUAGUUUUUGAAAUUUUCCAUCUUUGUACAUAGACAUUUCGUAUGAAGUUCGUUGGUAGGUGAGACUGGGAUAGGGUUGGGGUUUCCUCUCUCACGGUGUAUGUGGUUAUUGUUUUAUUCUUCCGUGGCUUGAUCCUCGAAUUUUUACAGUGUGUCGUUUGAAAGAAAUGCUCUUGGUAUCUCGAGGACUAUGAGGAAAAUCUGUACCACGUUCUAAAUUACAGUUUGGAACCAAUAAAAUAACAAAUAUCAAUUAUGAAUUAGUGAAGUAGCAAAAGUAUGUCGAAAUUCAAAUUUAUUAUUUAAAGCACCAGUCCUCGAACUCUAUAAGGAUUGUGUUGACCUUUUCGGAUAGUCUUUCAGAUGAAGUAUCUGACACAGUAAUGCAAGUAUCAUCUGCAUAAAUAAGCACCCUUCCUUGAGAUAUGUGAAUGGGAAAGUCGUUAAUGAAAAUGAGGAAAAUUAGAGGACCGAGUAUGCUUCCCUGGGGUGUACCAAUAUCUGUUUCAAAUUCCUCCGAGAUGACGUCAUCAAUCUUAACAAUGAACUUUCUUCGUUCGAAGAAGGACACGAUCCAAUCAUUGAUUGGGUCGCGGACACCAAGAUUAUUCAAUUUAUCAGAUAUGAAAUAAAUAUCGACCGAGUCGAAAGUUCUAGUACGAUCAAAGAAAAUUGAGAUCACAAAUCCAUUUUGUGUCCAAGUGAAACAUCACAGAUACCGAAGAAAUAACUAUAUAUGAAGCCAGAUGAUUUCUGGGAUUCACUAGAUUCUUCGAGACAUUCAUAUCAAACCGUGCAAUUAUCGCAAGCUCCUGAGUAAACUUACCAGAAACAAAUCAUUCUACUGCCAAAACUCUUUCCAACAACUGGAAUACUGUUCAUUAAAAUAUCCUGUUUCGAAUCUCUAUGACCGUUAUACUGAUAUAGAGUUGCCUUUGUGAUAAGAAUUGCUGGAAUGUUACUACAAACUGAUGAAGAAAGCAGAGAAAAGCAUGUUUGUCGAGUUUCUGAAGCAAACAACUGAGUGCAAAGGAGAUUCAUCAAAAGUGAAACUUUUGGUGAAAAUUUAGUGUUGAAAAGCUCCGCCAAUUAUUGACUGUUCCGAAUGGAUAACAAAGUCUCACUUUGGCUUUUGGAAUACUGAAAAAAGAAUUAGGCAGUACUGAUUAUUCACUGUAGUUUCUUCUUCAGCAGGUUUGUACUAUCAUCCCUGCUGAAUAUUUGCCAGUUAAAUACUUCUAUCGUGGGUUAACGUGUAACUUGGUUGGUUAACAAAAUUGACCAGCACUUUGCAAUCCCUCAGACCCAGUCUGAGGCUAUUACAAAUUAUGAACAUACAAAAAAACGGCAAGAAUAUUUGGAACGUACUUAUAGUGUCUCAUUUCAGUACCAAAUUUUAGCACAUAUUUAUCAAAUUCCAAUUUUGACGGUUUUUUCGUCAUAUCUUAGUCAGUUUCAGAGUUAUCCAGUUGUCAAGCUGGGGUCUGGAGUUCAAUAUACCACCAUAUUUUUUAUUGCAAAUGAAUUUCUGUAUGCGUGUAUAACUCGAGUGUGAGGAAAAAAACAAUCUUAGUGACUUAUAAGGUAGCCAGUGAUAACUGAUGGAAAAAUAUCUCGUGAUAUUGAAAUUGGAUGCACUACCAUCUGUAGUAUCCUCAAAGAGUUACAGACAGACAACGGUUUGAAAUGAAACAAAAACAAUCUGAAAAUUGGAGAAAUGAAAAUAAUUAUUAUGUAAUACCAAAAAACUUGAAGUUUAUCAAUACGGUUGGACGUAUAUUUGAAUUAUUUCAUUCAUCAACAGAUUUUUUCUUGAUUUGGUACAGAUUUUCCAACAGUUUUUAGGAUACAUGGGGUGAUUUAUGAUAUUCUUCAAAAUUUUGGUAUGCCAAGACUCAUGAAGACUCUCCUGUGAGUCUGUUUUUACUAGUGAAGUGAUCCAGAGCAAUAGACAGCUACAGGGCGGAAUAUUCCUCCAAAAUCUUCUUCAAUUUCAAAAUUCAGGAUAUUAAAUUUUGACACCCUAGAGAGAAACCAGCAUUUCUCAAUUUCGAAUCAGGGAUUUUAUAUUGUUAAUGCACAAGUUUGAAUAAUUUCAUUUCGUACAAUGCAACACGAACCAAAUUCUAUUAUCUGUUUGUUUUCAGAACAAAUGAAAAUUUUUUAAAAUAUUUUCUGUGAAUUUCCUCUGCAAUUUUUCCAAAAUAAUCCAAGGAGUUUCUAUUAUAGUUUCACUAUUUUGACACUUCUAAUUCCUCAUAAGUUUUUGUUUUCGGAAGUGAUUAAAAAUAUACUGGGGUGUCUAUUGAAUUUUCAAUAGUCACUUUUAGAGUAUUUGAAAAACGAAAAUACUCUUCGAGAAAAUUUUAACCUAAGAGGAGCACACUUCAAAAAGAGGCGUGUCUUUCCAAAGCUUUGGUUUGAAUACAAAUUUUAUCUUGAAAAAAAAUGUUUUGUAAUAUCCAAGGUGUUGGUUCUUUUUUGAAUAUUUUUGUGAAUCCGCAAUUAAAUAAGUUCACUGAUGUUAGAAAAUAAAUCAAUGAAGACCAUAUUUGUACCCGCAUUCGAAUGUAAUAUUUAGUACAUAUUUGCCAUAUCUAAAAACGUGCACAUCCAUUUCUAGAAAUCAUUUUGUUUUUGUGUAUUUUUAGUCUAGUGCACGUGACUUUUUAACAAGCGGAUUCCUGACGAUUUCAACCUGUAAAUAAUGAUUUUGUACAUAACAGAUUGAAUAAAAUGAAU